Myxocyprinus asiaticus (Chinese sucker) is the source of this 1534-nucleotide messenger RNA. Its product is annotated as protein phosphatase 1 regulatory subunit 3C-B-like. Bases 298 to 1059 code for a protein of 253 amino acids. Gene Ontology annotation, molecular function: protein phosphatase 1 binding; glycogen binding. Lineage: Eukaryota; Metazoa; Chordata; Actinopteri; Cypriniformes; Catostomidae. The record is from RefSeq and is a predicted model, not a curated record. Gene Ontology annotation, cellular component: protein phosphatase type 1 complex. Gene Ontology annotation, biological process: regulation of glycogen biosynthetic process. The transcript is spliced from 3 exons.
UCUGCAGGUGAUUAAUAGCUGAUAAGUUGUGUCUGAUGUUUGUAAAGCUGAUUGGCUUGAGUUUGGAGGAGGGAUCAAGUUACUAUAAAAGAUGAAGUGACGCACAUGAAGCUUUAGCUGGUCAAAGUCAUACAGAACUUCUUCACUCUUUCUCAUUCAGACUGAACAUAGGCUAUAAAUCAAGAGAUUUUCAUCAGAUGAUUCAAUGGUCACAAUAAAAGCACAUUCAAUGUAAGGUCAGCGUGAGGACUUGAGAAAAAAGGAACUGUAACAGGACUUCCGAUUACAUUUGUAAAGAUGACAUGUGCAAAUGUGAUAUCGAGGUUGGGCAGCCCUGUUCUGCCAGUCUCUGUGAUGUCUGUGGAUCUGGCCAUCGGCUUCAGGUGCAGAAGCUCCCCGCGCAUCAACCACCUGCUCGCCGUGUCCUCUCCCAAACCUCUGCGGUCCUGUAUCACCCGUCUGCCGGUAUUAGAGUACAGACACCCUCCACCGACAGCCCUCCCAACAACCACCAAGAGCGGCCGCAGGGGGAAGCGCGUCGCGUUUGCCGACUCCAAAGGGCUUUCUCUCAUCACAGUGCGCCUGUUCUCCGAGAAAGAAGAGAAAAUCGCGUGUGAGCCCUUGCCACGGCUGAAGAAGCUGAACCGUGUUCUCGAGACAUCGAGGUUGCGUCUUGGGUUUGACGAGCCUUGCGUCGAUUUCCAGGCGUUCAGAAGUCGCCUUCAGGAAAACAUGGUGCUUUUGGAGAGCUGUAAGGUCACCAAACGCUCCGUCCUGGGCACCGUGCGCGUCAGGAAUGUCUGCUUCGAGAAAGCGGUUCAUAUUCGCGUUACUUUCGACACUUGGCGCAGUUACCGGGACGUGCCGUGUACUUACCUGGAUCAGCGCUAUGGUGAACCGGGAACAGACGUGUUCGAGUUUAACAUCACAGUUCCUGAACAAAUGGACUCCCGAGGACGGAUUGAAUUCUGCGUGUCCUAUUUGCCAUGUGGAUUUAGUGAUGCUGUAUGGGAUAAUAAUUAUGGCAGAAACUACUGUAUACAUGUUUGUGACACAUAAGUGUGGAAACUGAUAACAAAAUGUGCCGUUUACACAGCUUGCUGACCUGAUUAGCACAAAGAACUGACUAAAUGUGCCCUGAUCACUAGGAGGCUUAUUGGAGUAUUUACCCCCUGUUUUUUAGACAUUUAUUUUUGGAACGUGGCAUUUUGUUUAUAUUUGGCUAAAAAUAUUGCAGAAACUGGAUAAUGUAAUUUAAUAUUUUACUAUCAGGUGUAUUUUAUCAAAUAAAUGUAAGUAUUUUAUCACUUAUUACGAUUAUUUAUUGUUGAUCAUUAUCGUCAUAAGCAGGAGAUGUUUCACUAUUGAGAGGCUGUGGAUCUGAACAUUAGUUUUACUUUCUUAUUAAUGGGUUAUGUCAAGUCAUCCAAAUUUCAGAAACUGCCCCAGCUGAAUCUUUAGAUUGUUAAAGGGAUAGUUCACCGAAAAAUACAUUUACUCACCCUCAUGAAAUCCCAGAUGUGUGUGACUUUCU